UCAUAUGAAGAUCUCAAAUCAAAGUGCAUCUUUUAUUCUUUCCCUUUUAUACCCCACUCAAAAUUUUGCCUACUUAAACUCCCAAACCUCUCUACACUCAUUCAUCCUACCACCGUCUCUCACUUUCUCUCUCUAACUUUCUCUCUCAUUCAAACUGUUUUCUCCAUUAUUUUCAUUUGGGUCUUGAAAGAAAGAAAAAAAAACUAGUGAUGUCUUCAGAGGAGCAAAAGAACAUGGGAGGUGAAAAGGUGCAGAAAAGCUACUUUGAUGUUGUGGGUUUGUGUUGUUCUUCGGAGGUUCCUAUGAUUGAGAACAUCCUCAAACCACUCGAAGGAAUCAAACAGGUUUCCGUCAUCGUACCUUCUCGAACAGUCAUAGUUGUCCAUGACACUCUUCUCAUUUCACAGCUUCAAAUUGUUAAGGCAUUGAAUCAAGCAAGACUAGAGGCUAAUGUUAGAGUGUAUGGAGAUGAAAAGCACAAAAAGAGAUGGCCAAGUGUAUACUCAAUGGCUUCUGGUUUGUUGCUGGCACUAUCAUUUCUGAAAUUUGUGUACCCACCAUUCAUAUAUCUUGCACUUGGAGCUGUGGCUGCUGGAGUUGUUCCUAUUAUCUUGAAAGCUUUUGUCUCCAUUAGGAAUGUAAGAGUUGACAUCAAUAUUCUCGUCAUCAUAGCAGUUAUUGCGACAAUUGCUAUGAAAGAUUAUUUGGAAGCAGGAACCAUUGUUUUCCUCUUCUCAAUUGCAGACUGGUUAGAGUCAAGAGCUAGUCACAAGGCUAAUGCAGUAAUGUCGUCGCUGAUGAGCAUUGCUCCUCAAAAGGCGGUAAUAGCAGAAACCGGAGAGGUUGUUGAUGUUGACGAGGUGAAAGUCAACACGGUUUUGGCAGUUAAAGCUGGGGAAACUAUACCAAUAGACGGAGUAGUUAUAGACGGUAACUGUGAAGUCGAUGAAAAAACAUUGACAGGUGAAUCGUUCCCUGUAGCUAAACUGAAAGACUCCACUGUAUGGGCGGGCACAAUCAACUUAAAUGGUUAUAUCAGUGUGAUGACCACUGCAUUAUCUGAAGACUGUGUGGUUGCGAAAAUGGCAAAGCUAGUGGAAGAGGCACAGAACAGCAAAACCAGCACACAGAGGUUGAUUGACAAGUUUGCGAAGUUUUAUACACCAGGUGUUGUAAUCAUAGCAACACUUGUAGCAGUGAUUCCGCUUGCAUUAAAAGUACAUAACGAGAAAUACUGGCUUCAUUUUGCACUGGUUGUUUUGGUAAGUGCAUGUCCGUGUGCACUUAUCCUUUCAACACCAGUUGCGACUUUUUGUGCUUAUACGGCAGCUGCUACAUCCGGUCUUUUGAUCAAAGGGGGUCAAUCUCUUGAAACACUGGCGAAAAUUAAGAUCAUGGCUUUUGACAAGACGGGCACCAUAACAAAGGGUGAAUUUGCGGUGACAAAUUUUAAAUCUCUUUCAGAUGACAUUGAUUUAAACACACUGCUUUACUGGGUGUCGAGCAUUGAGAGCAAGUCAAGCCACCCAUUGGCAGAAGCAAUUGUUGAUCACGGAAGGUCUCUCUCCAUUGAACCAAAUCCGGAAAAGGUGACAGAAUUUGAAAACUUUCCUGGAGAAGGAAUCUAUGGAAAAAUUGAUGAGAGAAUUCUCUACAUUGGAAACAAAAAAAUCGCUACCAGAGCAGGAUCUAAAUCAGCAGUUCCGACCUUAGAAGGUGAAGCUGAUGGAGGAAAGACUGUUGGCUAUAUAUACUCAGGACCAACCCCAGUUGGGAUUUUCUCGCUAUCUGAUACUUGUCGGUCAGGGGUUCAGGAGGCAAUAAGGCAGCUGAAGUUGUUGGGAAUCAAAACCGCUAUGCUCACUGGAGAUAGCCAAUCAGCUGCAAUGCAAGCACAGGAGCAGUUAGGUGGAGCCCUGGAGUUAGUCCAUGCGGAACUUUUGCCAGAGGGCAAAGUAAAAAUCAUCUCUGAAUUUAAAAAGGAAGGUCCAACAGCGAUGCUUGGAGAUGGUUUAAAUGACGCACCUGCAUUAGCUUCAGCUGAUAUUGGAAUCUCAAUGGGGAUUUCAGGUUCUGCACUGGCAAGUGAGACUGGUGACAUCAUUCUUAUGUCGAACGACCUUAGGAAGAUACCAGAAGCCAUUAAGCUCGCCAGAAAAUCUCGAAGGAAAGUGAUAGAAAAUAUUGUAUUAUCAGUCAUUACGAAGCUUGCGAUUCUUGGUUUGGCUAUCGCUGGUCACCCGAUUGUUUGGGCAGCAGUUCUUGCCGAUGUUGGGACAUGUCUGUUGGUUAUCUUAAACAGCAUGUUACUUCUGCCAAGAAGACACAAGCAUGGAGGAAAAAGUUGUAAAUCGUCCACUAAACAUCAUGUCCACAAAAAUGGAUGUGGCGAUACUAACGACUGUUCCUCUCAUCAUCACCAUCACCAUCAGCAUCAACAUGAGCAUGAACAUCAGCAAGAAAAUCAUCACCAUCACCAUCAGCAUGAGCAUGAACAUCAGCAUCAACAUCAACAUCACGGCCAUAAGCAUUGUUGCUCAAACAAGGCUGAGCCCCAGAAGCAUGCCUCUAAAUCAUGUUCAUCAAAAAGUCCACCCUGCCCUUCAAAUCCAAGUUUAAGUGGAAGUGUUAACCAUCUCAAAAACACGGAGAAUCAUGAUCAAUGUAAGGGAAGUGAUAAAUCACAUGAAUCAGAUCACUGUCAUCAUGGAAGAUGUGACAAGAGUCAAGAUGAAGUCCAGAAGCAUGAUAUUGAAAACAAGAACGUCACAGCUUCGGUAAAAAGUCAUGGUCAUUGUCUGGGACACAAGUCCCAUGGGACAAAACACUGCCACAACCAAAACAUUGGCAUGGUUACUCAUGAUAGCACUUCACUUAGUUCUCCCACCCAUCUCACUCUCUCUGAUAAAAAACAAAGCCAACAAUCAAGCCAGCACUGCCACUCGAAUCAUGGUUGUGAAAAUCAGCACGACCAUGGAACCAUUUAUGAGAUUCAGCAUCAGAAACCAGGUUGUCAUUCUGAUAACCAUGGUUGUGAAAAUCUGCAUGACCAUGGAGCCAUUCAUGACAUUCAGCAUCAGAAACCACGUUGUCGUUCUGAUAAACAUGGUUGUGAAAAUCUGCAAGACCAUGGAACCAUUCAUGACAUUCAGUAUCACAAGUCAGGUUGUCAUUCUGAUUUUAAGAAGCAUGGGACAAGUGAAAUAUCCAUUAAUAUCAUCGAGGAGCUUGGUGAAACAGCAUCGAAGCACGAUUCUUCAAGUUUGGCAGAAAAAGAAAAGGAUUCAUGUAAAGACUGCUCCAAAACAUGUGAGAACUUGCCUGUUGAGUGUGGGGGCUGCGAAGUUUCAAUCGAGAAAGAAGUUAGUUCAUGUUGCUAUAACGAAGGUUGUUCAAAGGAAUCGAUCGAAUCGUCAAUUGCGCAUGCUUGUAAUAACUUGGACAAGAGAGUAGUUGGUGGAUGUUGCAAGAGCUACAUGAGGGAAUGCUGUGGCAAGCAUGGACACUCAAGGAUUGGUAAUUUCGUAGGUUUAUCAGAAAUUGUUACAGAAUAGGUGCAGCUGACUCCAACCAGCACAAGCAAGAGAGUCAGAGAAAAAAAGGUUGUUUAUGCAAAUUUAUGUUUAGCAGAUUAUCUUGAUAUAUGGAAGUAAUAAGAACUUUAAUUGGCUAUAUUAUAUUAUAUUAUAUAGGAAACAUCUUAAUCUUGCUCCAACUCUUGUAUAUAUGUUUUUAGAGUUGGUUGAUGUGAACACAAGAUUGAAAGAUACAAUGACACCAUUGUGGGAUGAAUUCAAGAUAGUUUAUUUUUAAUGUAAUCAUUGCUAUGUUAGUGAAUCUUGCUUUUGUUUAUUUUGGAGCUAAAGGUAUGACUUAUGAGCAAUUGGGUCUUUUUGUUUCCUA
Molecule: messenger RNA, 3903 nt
Organism: Vicia villosa (hairy vetch)
Lineage: Eukaryota; Viridiplantae; Streptophyta; Magnoliopsida; Fabales; Fabaceae
Product: cadmium/zinc-transporting ATPase HMA3-like
Exons: 9
Coding region: 210-3554 (1114 amino acids)
Biological process (GO): monoatomic cation transport
Cellular component (GO): membrane
Molecular function (GO): ATPase-coupled monoatomic cation transmembrane transporter activity; ATP binding; zinc ion transmembrane transporter activity
Source: RefSeq, a predicted model, not a curated record